Messenger RNA from Chlorella variabilis, 1476 nucleotides. RefSeq lists its product as hypothetical. The record is from RefSeq and is a predicted model, not a curated record. The coding region runs from base 1 to 1476 and encodes 491 amino acids. The transcript is spliced from 3 exons. Gene Ontology annotation, biological process: protein modification process. Lineage: Eukaryota; Viridiplantae; Chlorophyta; Trebouxiophyceae; Chlorellales; Chlorellaceae.
AUGAAGGCGGCGGGCGCCACGGCGGCGCUGGGCACUGCCAGGGUGUACUGGCAGGGAGCCCACGCCACUCACCUGGUGUCGGGCCGGCCGUUCCAGUCGCCGCUGGGCAAGCUGCACGCAGAGGGCCUGGCGCUGCUGGGUUCGGCUGGGUGGACGCGCGUGCCUGCCGCCGACCCACGUGUGCCCGGGUUCGCGCUGACCACCCGCAAAGGCGCCGACUUCCCCGCCGCCGGCGCCGGCCUGCCUGCGGUGCGCCAGUUCCCGCAGCGCUGCACCGCGGUGCUGGAUGACAAGCGGCUGCUGGCAGAGUGCCUGGAGGCAGAGGGCUGCCCCCACCUGGCGCCUCGCACCUGGCCAGAUGCGGAGUCCUUCCUGCACCAGCACAGCGCCAGCACGACGGCACAAGCGCCAGCAGACUGGCAGCUAGCAGCGGGAGGCUCUCGGCGCGGCCUGUGGUUCCUGAAGCACCGCCACGGCGUCAAGGGCCAGGCAGUCCACCCAUUCACCUCGCUGCCUCCCCUGCUGGAGCGGCUGCGCAGCCUGGGCGGCGGCGGCGGCGGUGGUGGCGGCAGGCAGCAGUGGGUGGUGCAGGAGGGCGUGUCGCCGCCGCUCCUGCUGCCUGACGGCCGUAAGUUCAUGCUGAGGGCGCACGUUCUGCUGCUGCUGCUGGGCAGCUCCCGGCAGGAGCAGGCGCAGGGGCAGCCGCAGGCCCAACCUGCCGGGUUGGCGGGGGCGGCAGGCGCAGCAGGGCAGCUGGCGGCCUGGGUGCACCGAGAUGUCAUCGUCACGCCUCAUGCCCGCCCGCUGUGCCAGCCAGCAGCAGGAGCAGGCGAAGCAGCAGCAGGCGCAGCGGACCCGGCAGUGCAUGUGUCCUCCCGAGGCAGCAGCCACCCCCGCCCCUACCUGCUGUCCGAGCUGCGGCUGGGCGCGCAGCAGCAGCUGGAUGCAGAGGGCCAGCGGGCUGGGCAGCAGCGAGGGCCAGGUGAGCCCUGGGAGACAGGCAGCGGCAGCCUGCAGCGGCAGCUGUGGCACCGAGUGUGCGAGAUCAGCGCGGCCGCGGUGGCGGCGGCGGCGCGGCGGGGGCUGGUGCCUGGAGAAGCCGACCAGCGAGCCACGCUGUACCACCUCUUGGCCUUUGACUUUGGUGUGGCGGAUGCGGCUGCUGCUCCGCCACCAGACCCUGCUGGCCAGCCCUCUGGGCAAGGGGCAGCAGCAGCCACGCCGGCGGCAGGGGCCGUGCAGCCGCCCCGGCAGCCCCAGGUGCUGCUGCUCGAGGCCAACAGCUACCCAGCAAUCGCUAGCGGCACCAUGGCGGCUGUGCCGCGCGCCGUGUACACCCGCCUGAUGGCAGACCUGCUCAGCCUGGUGGUGCUGCCGGGACUGCGGCGGGCACAGGCGGCGGAGCAGACGGCGGCGGAGCAGGCGGCGGCAGAGCCAGAGGCGCCUCAAGAGGGCGGCUUCUGCCGGGUGCUGUGA